AUGCAGGAGCCGCACAGCGUGUUCGGGCUGAUCUUCGCCUGCACGUGCGGGGUGGUGCUGGGCGUGGGUUUCUGUGCCAACCUGCUGGCGUUCUCGCUGUUCGCGCAGCGGGGGAGGCUGAGGAGGAGCCGUCUGGACGUGCUGCUGCUGAGCAUGGCGCUGGCGGACUCCCUCACCCUGCUGCUGGUGCCCUUCACCCUGCACUCGGCCGUCAGCUUCUCCUGGCCGCUGGGCAACACCUCCUGCAAGGUGUACCAGGUGCUGCUGGCCCUGUCGCUGGGCGCCAGCACGUACUCUCUGUGUGCCGUGUCCGCGGCCCGGGCCAUGGUGGUGACCAACCCGUACCGCCCGCCGUCCCGGGACGUCCUGCUGGCCAUGUUCGCGGCGGCCUGGGCCUCCAGCUUCUUCAUCAGCGUGCCGCUGCGGAUCUUCGCCAGCGAGGAGGCGGGCCACGCCCCGGGCCUGUCCUUCUGCCUGCCCACCGUGCAGGAGCACCACUACCAGGUGGUGCUGACCCAGUUUGUGCUGUACUACCUGCUGCCCAUGCUGGUGAUCGCCGUCAACUACUCGCGCCUGGGCCUGGUGCUGCGCCGGGCGCCCGUCCUGUCCCUCGCCGGCCUGAGGAACACCCGCCGCGCCUCCCUCACCGUGUUCCUGGCCUCCGCCACCUUCUCGGCCUGCUGGCUGCCGGGCUACGUGCUGGAGCUGUGCGUGUACCUGGGCCUUUACCGCCACGGCCACGCCUGGGAGACCUUCUACUUCAUCUGCACCCUGCUGCAGCACCUGCACCCCUGCCUCAACCCGCUGCUCUACGUCCUGCUCGCCCGCCGCCACCGCACCCCCUGCCUGCCCCGCUGCCCCAGGGCCCGCGUGCACCCCCAAAUCAGCAGCGUGGCCCCCAGCUUCUGA
This is a messenger RNA of Conger conger (European conger), 909 nucleotides long. Its product is annotated as galanin receptor 2a. NCBI's taxonomy places the organism in Eukaryota, Metazoa, Chordata, Actinopteri, Anguilliformes, Congridae. Gene Ontology annotation, cellular component: membrane; neuron projection. Bases 1 to 909 code for a protein of 302 amino acids. The transcript has a single exon. The record is from RefSeq and is a predicted model, not a curated record. Gene Ontology annotation, molecular function: neuropeptide binding; G protein-coupled receptor activity. Gene Ontology annotation, biological process: neuropeptide signaling pathway.